This is a messenger RNA of Mesocestoides corti, 3888 nucleotides long. The record is from the annotation of a GenBank genome assembly. NCBI's taxonomy places the organism in Eukaryota, Metazoa, Platyhelminthes, Cestoda, Cyclophyllidea, Mesocestoididae.
AUGAAGUACGGCUUUGCACAACUCGUCAGCAUUCCGCGCUGUCAGAAGUCAACUAAGAAGGCAUUUUCAAUCUCUACACUCUACCGUUUCUGUUGCAGCAGCGUAACCAUGUCGACACUGAACCAACAACGAAAAGUAGUGGAACAACUGCGCCUAGAGGCUGGGAUUCACCGUCGUCCUGUGUCUGAGUGCAUUCGCGACAUGAUUGGCUUCAUCGAGCAGUACCGCGACAAGGACUGUCUGGUGAACGGCGAAACCCCACUCCCCUCCGCGUCCCCCUACUACUACUUCUUCUUCCUCUUCCUCUUCUCCUUCUUUGACUUCUCUGUGUAUAAAGAAACUAAAUGGGCGGUCGAGGACGUAAUUCUACUUCGAGGCGUUGCCAGAAAAAUUGCCAAAAGCGCAAUACUAAAGGCGAGUCUGGCGCAAAAGCUGGAUGUCACUGGCACUCAGCCGAAGUAUUUUGUCUCAGCGCCGGUGGCUGUGAUACCAGGGGCGUCUGGCGUCCAUCUACGACGCUUUGAUCUCAAAAUCUCAGCAAGUUCGUUGUGCACCGAAGACCAUCGUCAAUGCCUUCCUCACACCGUAGGAGUGCCUGUCGAUUGUCUGAUUGUGCAUGGGCGAAUCGCAGUGGUGACCGCUAUCCUCACGGUAUCCUCAGAAACCAAUCAUUGUCUGACGAUGAUGGCGAACCAGCUCGACUUGAGACGUUGCCUGUCCCUCCCACAUCUUCACCAACACGAACUCUAUAGGUGUUGGCAUUGGCAACCAGACAACAAAAUGGCACUUGAAGUGACGCUGACGUCGGUGGUGGCAGCAAUUGUGGUGUGGGCCGUUCAGGUGGAGAACGGUGGUGUCCUCAAUACUGUCUUCAAAGUUGUGUCAAACUCGCCAACUGGAACGGUGGAAUUUGACGUGUCGGACGACGUGGUGCAAUCGAACAUUGAUUACAUCAUGUCAACGCUGCUACUGAAGCCGAUUUCCUUGCCCGUGCUGGAGGCAAUGCCCGAGAGUCUGGGAGGUGGGGCGUCUGGUGUGGCCAACGCCCACGCCCACCCCAACCGCGAGCCCAACAUCUUCUGGACCACAGUCGCACUCUAUGUGCUCAUCGUUUUCUUGAUUAUCGCAAUCCAAGUGAUUAACUGUUGUUGCUGUUGCUGCAGUGGUGGUGGUGGUGAUGACGAAACAGGAGUACGUUGGCACUAUUCAAAUUUUGAGUUUAGAAUUGCACCGCCCUAUAUUAUCUUGAGUCAAUUUUUUGAUGUGUAUGGAAAGAUGAAUCCCUUGCAAAUGACUGCGUUGCGUAGCGAAUUCGGACACAAGCAACUGGUGUGCCGCAUUACGUACAUCGCAGUCCUAGUAAUCACGCUGACCUUUCUGGCAGCCUGCAUCAUCCUCAUAUUCGUCUACUUCAGUAGCAUCGGUGUGCUGAUGAGCUAUUUGGAAGCCCACAACGGGAGUGCAGAGGAGACGAGUUCCAUCCAAAAUGGACUUCAGGCACUCACAACUCACGUGACACAGUUUAUGAAAACAGGCAUUGAAUCCGGACGCACACUGACCGAUAAUUCCCUAACCGAUUUCAUCAAGAAAACGAAUGCAGAAAUUUCAUCCGGACUCUCUGGUACGAUUGACAAUCUGCUGGUUUACCUGAGUGUUACGAAUGUUUUGACAAAAGGAGAGGAAACUGUUCAGGCGUUGAAAACGUUCUCUACGUAUGUGACUGGUGCAAGUACUUCGAUUGACACCUUGAAGAGUAAGGUUUCCACUCUUUGCAUAAAAAUGGAUGAAGCCCGUGAUGAAUUUAAGUAUGCAUUUGGAAAUGUCACUGAUUGUGACAAGCAGGACCAGUGCAAAAACCUGAAAGCAUUAACAUUAAAUCUACAUUGUCCAAUCGAUCUCAGUGCAAUCAACACAACAGUAAUGAAUACAUUUACAAGCGAACUACAAAAAACGGUAGCAGAUUUAGAAAAGAAAUUGGCAGAGGUUAAGCAGGCAAUCGAGGAAAUUAAAGCGUCAACAAGUCAAAUGGUUGAUUCAGUCGAGAAAAAACUUGACCUCAAAACGGUACUCGAUUCGAUCAACAAGUUUUGGAAUGACACCAGUGCACAGGUUGGUGGUGUGACCAAGAAUCUGGAAGACCUCUCCACCUCUGUGGACAAUGGACUUGCACAGUACUCGGGAUAUAUUCGCAUCGCGUUCAACGUAAUCGGAGGGUUCUUCAUAGUCAUGUUGGUCAUCGCAGCCCUCAUUGCUGCGCGUCUUCUUUACCGCGCUUUUCGAGAUCGACUCUACGCAGGCGCGGACACCGUGCUCACAUAUUCGCCCAGUAAUAAGUGGGACAAGAUCGUCUGCGGAAAGGGGUCGGUCUGCUGCUGUUCGGCGAUUUUCAUUCCAAUCCUGCUCAUCUUUGCAGCCCUCAUUGCAGUUCUGCUAUUUGCUUUGACGUCGGUAUCAGGCGAAGCCUGCAUUUACGUCACACGGGAAACAGGUGUGAAUAAGACUGACUUCGUGGUGGACGGAUUGUUGGCUCGGCGAUGGUCGUCACUUGUCGGUGGGUCGAUUGGAGGAGCCAACGACUUCCUCAACACCCCACCUCCCAAACACGUGCUCCACGCCCUCACCCAGAGCUGCCGUGGCAGCACAAAGCAGUCAUCCCGACGUGGCCUUCUCUCUGCUGUGGGAUACACCAAUCUGGUGGAUGUCUCGAAAUUGGUUAAAAGCCAGCAAGUGCUAAAUGGAAUUGCCGAAGGAAAGACGUACGUUCUUCAUGCUCUUGCUACGCGCCAAACACUCGUGGUGGUAUUGGUCGUUAUGGUUAUUCGUGAUGAGGUGAAGAAUCUUGACAUUCCGUCGAAACUACCCAAAGAAAAUGAUUUGGAUACAGCGAAAAAUGAACUUGAGCAAGCAAUAAACAGCUUUAAUUUAACUGCACUCAUCAACUCAACGAAUUCGAGUCUUCUGGACCCCGCACCGAUCGAUGCUCUCGCUGCUCAAGUGGAGGCUUUUGCUAGCAAUCAAACUUCAAAGGAUUCAUUCAAAAAGGGAAUCGAAGCCCUAAAGGACGCAGCCAAUCAAAUGAACGAACUCAAACCGCAGAUGGCAAGCACGCGCACUGACCUUGAGAACGUUGACAAACAAAAGAACAAAAUUUUGUCGCCUGUUGAGGGACUGGUUGGGGCUUUUAAAACAACCAUUCAAACUGCUGGUGAUGAUGCUAAAUUGACAGCUGAAGUUGAAAAGGAGUAUGACAAGGUGACCACAGAGCUGCUUGCCUUCAUGGAGAGGGACGGUGGCGUGGCAUUCUCGCGCCUCACCCAGGAACUCUUCCCCUGUGAGGAGGCCUACCAAGCAGUCAAUGUGGCACUGUCUGUGUCCUGUGGUGACGAGGGCGCCCUCAAUCGAUUCAUCGGUGUGGUCUACGUCCUGGCACUCACCGUCCUCUUCAUCUGCUUCUUCUACUUCUCCCUCUUCAACCUCGCCUUCAUGCAAGCCAUCCAGAUUCAUCGAUCAGAUGCUACUAUAGUGAAUAACAAUCCUCCCACUCUCGGUGGAUUAAAUGACGCGAGAUUCAGCGCCUUUGCGUUGAAGACGAGCAUAACAUACAACAAAAUGGCACUUGAAGUGACGCUGACGUCGGUGGUGGCAGCAAUUGUGGUGUGGGCCGUUCAGGUGGAGAACGGUGGUGUCCUCAAUACUGUCUUCAAAGUUGUGCCAACCACCUCGCCAUCAGGAACGGUGGAAUUUGACGUGUCGGACGACGUGGUGCAAUCGAACAUUGAUUACAUCAUGUCAACACUGCUAUUGAAGACGAUUUCCUUGCCCGUGCUAGAGGCAAUGCCCGAGAGUCUGGGAGGUGGGGCGUCUGGUGUGGCCAACGCCCACGCCCAC